Molecule: messenger RNA, 2496 nt
Organism: Thamnophis sirtalis
Lineage: Eukaryota; Metazoa; Chordata; Lepidosauria; Squamata; Natricidae
Source: RefSeq, a predicted model, not a curated record
AUGAUAUUUACUAUGAAGAAGAUCAAUGAAGACCUCCAGCUCUUACCUAAUAUCACUUUGGGCUUCAGAAUCUAUGAUAGUUAUGCUGGGGCACAGACAUAUCAUACCACGUUGGAACUUUUCUCUGGUCAGAAGCAAUUCAUUCCCAAUUACAAGUGUGGCCUCCUGAACAAACUCAUAUCAGUUAUUGGAACUAUUGAUCCUGGAAUCACUUUUGAUAUGGUAGAUAUUUUAGAUUUUUACAAAGUUCCACAGUUCCCAACUGGUUCUGCUCCAAAUGAAAGCCCUUUCUACUACCAUUUAGUUCCAAGUGAAGAGGUUCAUUAUAUUGGGAUUAUUCAAAUACUUUUGCACUUCAAGUGGACCUGGGUUGGAGUACUUGUAAAAUACCUUAGAAGAACAUUAGAACAUCUAAUCUUUUCAAUGUUUUCUCUUAAAGGCAUCUGCAUUGCCUUCCUAGAACAAUUCAAAUCAAUUUAUUUCAAUACUUUUUUUGAUAAUUUGAAAUGGCUUGUUGAAACAUUUCAACUUCUUGCUAACAGCAAAGUCAAAGUUAUCAUAAUCAGUGAUAAUUAUCUUUUAAAUUUAAGAUGGUUGUUACGUCUACCCGAAAUGGAAAUAGUUUCUGUAAAGCCAAAAGGCAAGGUAUGGAUUGUGGCUUCCCAAGUGGGUCUUGCAUCAUUCUUUUAUCAGAAAAGCUGGGAUAUCCAAGUUCUCCAUGGUGCUCUGACCAUUGCAGCUUACUCAAAUGAAGUUGCAGGAUUCCAACAUUUUCUUCGGACAAGAAACCAUUUCACUUCAAAAGAAGAUGGUUUUAUCAAAAAUGUGUGGGAGCAAGCAUUUGGCUGUGUUUUUCCAAAUCCAUCUGGGAAUGAGGAAAUGGAUAGUUUGUGUACAGGGAAGGAAAAACUGGAGAACCUUCCUGGAGCUUUUUUCGAAAUGAGGAUGACCAGUCAUAGUUACAGUAUAUACAAUGCAGUGUAUGCUGUGGCACAUGCUUUACAUGCCAUGAAGCUGGCACAACAACAGAACAGAAAUCUAAGUAGUAGAAAACUCAAUCUUCAGGAUGCCCAGCCAUGGCAGGUAAUUUGGAAAUGGGAAUUGAAUGCCAUUGAUUCUCCAACAUCUCACACCUGGUUACAAAGGGAAGUGAGCUGUAGAUGGACACUUUGUAAUGAUUUGCAGGUUUCUUCCUUAUUUCUCUCCUUUUGUGGAAUUGGUAAAUUCAAUGUAAACACUCAGAAGUAUUUCAGUCAAUAUGGAGUGUCAUUUAACAACAGUGUUGGAGAUGAAAUUUCCUUUGACAAGAAUAGAGAACUGUAUACAGGACUGGAUGUGGAGAACUGGGUCACAUUUCCCAACCAGUCCUUCCAUCGAGUGAAAGUUGGGAAGCUAGAUCCCAGGGCUGCUGAAGACCAAAUAUUCACCAUUCACGAGGAAGCCAUCAGCUGGCCCAGCACUUUCAACCAAACCUUACCUGUUUCAAUUUGUACUGAGAGUUGCAUCCCUGGUUAUUUCAAGAGAAAACAAGAGGAAAAGCCAUUUUGCUGCUAUGAUUGCCUUCCAUGUCCCAAAGAGAAAAUGUCAAGACAGAAGGACAUGGAUGACUGUCUGAAAUGCCCAGAAGAUCAAUAUCCAAAUAAGAAUCAAGAUUCCUGUAUUCCCAAGAAAAUAUCUUUCUUGUCAUAUAAAGAACCAAUGGGACUUGGUUUAGCCAUUUUGGCACUUUUCUUUUCUCUCUGUACAAUUGUGGUGCUGGCAACAUUUUUGAAAUACCAUAGUACACCUAUUGUCAAGGCCAAUAAUCAAAAUCUCACCUAUAUUCUACUCAUUUCUCUCCUCCUUUGCUUCCUUUGCUCACUGCAAUUCCUUGUUAAACCAGGCAAUAUUAUAUGUCUCCUCCGACAAAUUAGCUUUGGAAUCAUCUUCUCAAUAUCUGUGUCUUCUGUGCUGGCAAAAACCAUCACUGUAGUUAUGGCUUUUAUGGCCACCAAGCCAGGAUCCAGGAUGAGAAACUGGGUGGGAAGAAAACUGGCACUUUCCAUUGUUCUUUCUGGUUCCAUGAUUCAAAUAGGAAUCUGUAUUGUGUGGUUGCUCAUAUUUCCCCCUUAUCCCAAUGUUGACACCUAUUCAAAAAUAGAGGAAAUCAUAUUGCAAUGCAAUGAAGGCUCAACUACCAUGUUCUAUUGUGUCCUGGGCUACAUGGGCUUUCUCGCAGUUGCCAGUUUCACAGUAGCAUUUUUUGCUAGGAAUCUCCCCAGCAGUUUCAAUGAGGCCAAAUGUCUCACAUUCAGCAUGCUGAUCUUCUGCAGUGUGUGGCUCUCCUUUGUUCCAUCCUACCUGAGCACCAAAGGCAAAUACAUGGUGGCUGUGGAGGUUUUCUCCAUUUUGGCCUCCAGUGCUGGGUUGCUAGGCUGCAUAUAUCUCCCCAAAUGUUACAUAAUCCUUAUAAGACCGGAAUUAAAUAACAGGGAACAACUAAUAAAGAGAAAAUAG